AUGGACGUGGAUGUGGAUGUGGAUGAGGAUGUGCAUGUGGACGUGGCCAAGAUGAGGUUGAGGAAGGGCAGCAGGUCCUGCAGUUGGACUUUGGCUGGCAUCUUGAUGGGCUGGCCAGUUUUAAAGCUAUACGCCGAGAUAGUUGAACAACAGCACAAGAUAAUCGCGAGGAUCUUUGCCAUUACUAUCCUGCUCUUGCACUUUUUGCACACAGCCAAAGGGGCUUCGCUUUUUGAUUCUUUAGCAGGCUCAUCAGGAACCAAUUUGGGCACCAACAUCCCCAUUAUAUCAAAUUUAUCGAAGGGUCUUUCAAGUCUUACCCCAGGAGAAAAAAACAUGAUAGCACUUUUAAACCCUAAUUUAUACCGGGCUCUACAAAUUUUAGAACCACUUUUACAAUUACUCAGUGGUUAGAAUCCUAUUUGAUUUUCUUUGUAAAUUCAAAAUAAUAAAUAAAUUUGGCCAGCAUAAAAUAA
Messenger RNA from Drosophila rhopaloa, 476 nucleotides. RefSeq lists its product as uncharacterized. Lineage: Eukaryota; Metazoa; Arthropoda; Insecta; Diptera; Drosophilidae. The record is from RefSeq and is a predicted model, not a curated record. Bases 1 to 414 code for a protein of 137 amino acids. The transcript has 3 exons.